Baudoinia panamericana UAMH 10762 is the source of this 1638-nucleotide messenger RNA. RefSeq lists its product as uncharacterized. NCBI's taxonomy places the organism in Eukaryota, Fungi, Ascomycota, Dothideomycetes, Mycosphaerellales, Teratosphaeriaceae. The coding region runs from base 1 to 1638 and encodes 545 amino acids. Gene Ontology annotation, biological process: DNA repair; DNA replication. The record is from RefSeq and is a predicted model, not a curated record. Gene Ontology annotation, cellular component: nucleus; Slx1-Slx4 complex. The transcript has a single exon.
AUGGCUGAUUACUCUUCGCCGCAGCUCCCCUCCCCUUCCGCCCUCCUCUCCACCAUCCCGGCUGGAUCGGCCGCGAAGAGCAUCGUGUCGCGCCGCCCAAUGGCGCAUGCACAGCGCAUCGAAGAAGCGACCGGGACGCCAAGAGUACCGCUGAGCGAGCUGCUUGGCAACUUCAACUACAAAACAUGCACCUCUCCCUCCUCCCGGCGCAGCAUUACAGGCGAGGCAAUGACCAAACGACGCCGUAUCGAGCUUGUAGAAACCUCCACAGUAAGCGUUGUGACCAGAAAGUCACGGAAGAGGCUAGAUCCGGCAGUGGAGAAGCCGAAGAGGAAGCCAAAGGCGCCGAAGAGGGCGCAAACCAUCACAGAAGUAGCUACCAAGGCGUAUCGACUAGUCAAACCAGUAGAAACGGCGCCAACGAGCACCGUCAGCGAGUACUUUGCGUCCACGAAAGAGGUACAUGAGCCUGCGAAGGCGGUCACCGAGGUGCAGAAGGCGAAGAAGCCUCGAAAGCCUCGAUCCAAGCCCGCAAUCACCGGAGACGAGCCCUCCAAAGCACCCGCGAAAAAGCCGGGACGAACAAAGAAGGCCGAAGCUAUGUUGAAAGAAGCUGACCAACUACCGCCACUUUACAGUCCCGAGCGCGCGAAUCGGCAAGCGCAGCAACAGCAGUUCCUUUUCGGCACCUCCAGCCAGCUAGCAGUCGAAGAAUCACCGACAUUCGUAAAGAAGAUGCACACAGCAUUGCUCGAGUCAGAGGGCGUGCCGGCGCCUACACAGAUGGUGAGCACGCAAGCACUAGUCUCUCCAGCGCAGAAGAGCUAUCUGAAGGUUCCUACCGCGCCGCAUGGAACGACAUUAUCAGUUGGCCAAGCGGAGAGGGAGCACUGGUGCGCCGCAUCGCGCGAUGUCAAAGGCGAGUUGCUACGAGACGAGUCUAGGCCGAAGCAUACAGGGUCAGUGCAAGCCGCCAAACCGUCGACUGCGAAGCCUGUACCGAAAGCCGCACCCGCCUCUGUAAUCCACCCGUCACCGCCCAAGCAGGAAUGGGUAGCUAUAGAUGACAUUGAAGACGAGUCUCCACCUACACCGUCACCGCCGAGACGUAGAGCGUCCGCAUCACCAUCACCAGUCUUACCACUUGCUUUCGACAGACCUACCGCCCCACCGCGCUUGCAAGCUGCAUCAAGCGCUAAGCCGUCUUCACCAGACGUGAAGGUUGGCUGUAGCGUUCUGUCUCAUAAUACCUCCCUGAAGCCUACAGACGCCCAAUGGCAACAUAUCAAACCAACGCUUUUCCCGCAAGUUACAGCAGCAAUCAAGAGCGCACCGCGGAGCACAGACCCGGAGAAACCGAGCUGGCAUCAGAAGAUCCUGCUCUACGACCCGCUAGUACUCGAAGACUUUACUGCUUGGCUUACUGACGUGCGAAAGUUGAGGAUAGAGGUGCAGAGGCAGCCAAGACCGAAGAAGGGCAGGAAGAAGAAGGUCGACGUUGAGCCUGCGGAGAGUGUUCUGGUUGAGACGAUGGAGGAGCCACUGCAGCAUUGGAUGGUGCAGAAGUGGUGCGAGGAGGGGAGUAUUUGCUGCCUUUCCAGAGAAAGCUCGAGAGGCGGGCUGAAAGCGAGGUACUGA